AUGAAUCGUCAGGUUUCCUACAACGGACCCCUAGUACCAUCUUCAUUUCCUGCCCGAAAGUCACAAAUUUGCACUUUCCCUUUUCCUCGGACUUUCCAACCUUGCAAUUCCACUUCUUCAAUUCCAUCUGGCCCUUUAAAUCAUCCCCUGCCCCCAAAACCUCCCUCUUCCAAGUAUUUUUUCCAUGCAUACACUCCACCUGACCGUGAUCUUCGGAUCCCGCCCGCCAACACCACGUCAGAACGCAUUAAUCGUGGUGGGUGCAUUUCCGUCAACGAGCACGAGUUUCCUCCUUCAGACCAUCAAAAUAGGGGUUUUGGCAGUGUCAAGAGAAGGGACAUUAUCGCCCUGCCAAGGGAAGAUACCAAUCAUGUGCUUGAUGGUGGCUGCGAAGAGACGAGCAGUUUAAACGUUGAUAUUGUCGAUCCGCCCCGCCUUAAUACCUUCUUUCAUGCGCAAAACCACGAUUCACGCGGGUGUGAAUUGUCGGUGUCGCCGCGGUGCGCCGAUGUUGAGGUAUGUCACGCCGACACCAACCCGGUGCCUGAAGUUCCUGAAACACCCCGGUUCACUUGCGAAAGUCCCGGCGGUGCGAGCGUACGCGACAAGGUUGAUGACGGUCUUAUGAGUCGUUGUAUGCUGUAUGAAGGCGAGGAAGGCUUCCUGGAUGUUUCCCGAUCGAAGGCCAAGUACACAUACAGGCAGGCGGCCGAAAUGUCCCCUCCGCAUCUCAACCGUCAAGUGGCCCAAGAUAUUACUUCAAAUACUUUGUACAUCAAGGUCGACAGUGCCCGAUCAAAUUCUACCGGCCGAAAGAGACCAGCGAGCGCUGCUUUGGAGACCGAUGAGGAAGCAAGUGGUCCUCGAACAAGGGCAAGGGCUAGGGCUGAAGCACUUGAAGCAUUCUGUUCAUUGUCCGCUUCCCGCAGUGCUCGACCUUAUUCAGCGGCCGAGGAAGAGGUCUUACAGAACUUGGUGGCUAGAGGACUCGCGUGGAAGCAGAUCGAGAGGGAAUUCGGUCAGCUCUUCGCUAAGAGGACAUUGAGAUCGCUGCAGCUGCAUUGGUCGAGGAACCUGAAGCUCACAGCUUUGCCAACCAGACGUUCAAAGCGCAAGAGGUCCUCCCUGUCGUAA
This is a messenger RNA of Aspergillus fumigatus Af293, 1134 nucleotides long. RefSeq lists its product as uncharacterized. Bases 1 to 1134 code for a protein of 377 amino acids. The transcript has 2 exons. Lineage: Eukaryota; Fungi; Ascomycota; Eurotiomycetes; Eurotiales; Aspergillaceae. The record is from RefSeq and is a predicted model, not a curated record.